Molecule: messenger RNA, 1687 nt
Organism: Cephus cinctus (wheat stem sawfly)
Lineage: Eukaryota; Metazoa; Arthropoda; Insecta; Hymenoptera; Cephidae
Product: D(2)-like dopamine receptor
Exons: 4
Coding region: 534-1631 (365 amino acids)
Biological process (GO): chemical synaptic transmission; G protein-coupled receptor signaling pathway, coupled to cyclic nucleotide second messenger
Cellular component (GO): dendrite; membrane
Molecular function (GO): neurotransmitter receptor activity; G protein-coupled serotonin receptor activity
Source: RefSeq, a predicted model, not a curated record
AUGCUUUUGUAUCCUCGCGCGAAAGCUCACGUUCUCCAGUGUUGUGGUUAAAGUCAUGCGCAGGAAUGAUGAUACUGCAUAUCGCGUUUUGCCCAUUUCCUGUGUCCGGUCUGAUUUGAUACUUCAUAUUAUAAAAGCUCCAAAUCAUUGACAGUUCCUUGGCACAGACAGAUGUAUUAAUUAAAAUAUAUAAUCAAACUUAAGUAAAAAACUCACAAUUGACCCAUGCAAUAUUAACAUUAUUUAAUAAAUGAAGAAAUUAUUGGAUUUGAAUUUGGUACUGGUUUUAAAGAAUUUACGACGAAUGACGCCUGUGGGAUAUAUUAAAUGUGAUUAAUACUUUCAAGAUAUAAUUCAAUCCAAAAAGAUUCCACAGUUACACUCUUGUACCAAACGAAGAGGCUGAAUUGCAUUUCAGGAUGUUAUUCUGUGUGAACGGAUUUUUGAAUAUUUGUAAAUUACAAAAUAAUACCGCCAAAGGUUUUCAACUGACUUCGUAUGGAGUUGGAAUUAAAUAAAACAGUGUGACAAUAAUGGUAACAACCCAGCCCUACUAUCAAAUCCAGAACGUCACUACAGUAGUGUACAGUUUAGCAGACUACUACAUGUUUUGGGCAUUCAUAGACGGCUUACUCUUUGCAAUAAUUAUUUGCGGCAAUAUAUUAACCAUCCUGGCAGUGAGGCUUAGCCGUAGAUUGAGAAAUGUCACAUCCAAUUACUUUGUAUUGAGUCUGGCGAUUUCGGACUUCCUGGUGGGUCUAACGUUGCCAUAUCAUUUGGCAUUUUACGUGACCGAAUUACUAGGCACUAUACCUGCAACAUGUAUCAUGAGAUUUGUUUUGAUCAGUCUGGCAUGUUGCGCUAGUAUAUACAAUCUGAUCGCCAUUGCUGUUGAUAGAUAUAUUGCCAUAGUGCAUCCUUUAAAGUAUAGUACUUAUAUGACCAGAAGGGCAGCACUUGUCUUGAUAUUUCUUGGAUGGAUAAAUGCCAUCGCCAUUGCUACUGUACCAAUAUAUUGGAACUGUUUUGAUGCUGCGACUGAAUGUGAGAUGGACACUGUGUUACCAAGGUAUUAUACUGUUGCCAUAUUGACUCCUAUGCUCUGUUUUAUUUGGUUGAGCAUGUUUAUUCUGUACUGGCAAAUUUGGAAGGAGGCAAGCACACAUGCUCGGCGUUUGAGACACAAUGGAAUGUAUAAUAAUGGAACAAGCGAUUGGAAAAGUGUUCAGGUCGUUUUGCUGGUGCUAGGUUGUUUCUCUAUAUGUUGGCUACCGUAUCUUAUUGUGGCUUGUAGCAGAGCUUUCGAUUGGCAUAAGAAAGCUUCUCCUGUUGUGUAUAAAUCUAUGUUUUCAUUGGCUAUGGCCAAUAGUGGGAUGAACCCAAUGAUCUAUGCAUGGAAAAAUAAGAAUUUUCGAAAAGCUUUUCAAAAGCUGCUGCACUUCCAAUCACCAAAUCGAAGCAAUUUCAAUUCUAGCUUAAAGAAUUACUUACAAAAGCAGAAAGAACUUAAUAGCCUUGAGAAUAAUAAAAUGGAGGGAGAUAUUCGGCCGAAUCAAAAUGGUGGUUUAUCAACUAUUUGUAAUAAUUAUAUGUUUGAAAGCGAAGAGGCACUGGAGGUGACUCCGAUGUAGACAGUAUAUCAGUACUUGUAAUGUAAUCAAAAUAAAUGUGUUAGUAUUAAAUUAAA